This is a messenger RNA of Didymosphaeria variabile, 1992 nucleotides long. RefSeq lists its product as uncharacterized. Gene Ontology annotation, molecular function: oxidoreductase activity. The transcript has 5 exons. Gene Ontology annotation, cellular component: mitochondrion. NCBI's taxonomy places the organism in Eukaryota, Fungi, Ascomycota, Dothideomycetes, Pleosporales, Didymosphaeriaceae. The record is from RefSeq and is a predicted model, not a curated record. Bases 1 to 1992 code for a protein of 663 amino acids.
AUGGCUCAGCAGAUCCUCGACCCUCCGACGGACGACUUUUUUGACGAGGACCGCAAGAUUGUCGAACACCUGCUUGCCGAGCUAGGCAUCAGCUUCAAGAAGAGGAAUGAGGCUCGCAGUAGGCCCGAAGUCAACCCCAGCGACGCUGUGAAUUUCAGCCCGCCUAGGCUACACCAGAGCAGGGCUCAGGCCCUCCAGCGCAUCCGGAAGUGGGUUAAAAUGAAGUUAAUGCUGAGUCAGACUGCAAUCGUCUACGACAGUGGCCUGGCCUUCGAGAGAAUGGACAAGGACUUCUUGUGCAGCAUCUCACGAUAUUUCAACAAUGCGCUCAAUGGACCCUUCAUGGAAGCCACUACCCGCAUCAUUCGUCUUCGCCACGAUUUCCCUUGGGCGGUCUACGCCAUGCUCGACUUCCUCAGGAAUGGCAGCUACUAUAUGUACCCAGUUCUUCAACAGCAAUAUCCGCGCAUCACGAUGCUAGACCUGCACGUGCACUGCUACAUCGUCGCGGACAAAUACGAUAUUCCUGCGCUGGCCAAUUACGCUGCGGUAAACUAUCUUAGGAUCGUAGCCGACGUUCUCGCGCUGGACUGGAAGUUCGACGAUCCCGACUUCUACGACGAAUCUGAGAAUCUGCCAUGCGUCAACUACCAUUAUUGGGAUAUGUGUGCUGCCGCUGAAGUCAGCCGCUUCCUCGAUUCGGUCGUGCUUCUGUGGAGGAACACGGCUAGCAGUCAUGAUGCCUUGCGCAAGGUUGUGCUGGAGAUGAUCAUGGCUUGCUUCAUCAAGCUUAUGCGGCUCAAAUCCUUUCAGUUCGUGUUCCACACCUUCAAGGAAUUCCGUUGGGAUCUGGCGGAGAGUUUUGGCGAGGACGGCUUGGAGAUGUCCGGUAGGAAGAGGAAGGAGAACGGAUACAAUUCCAGGACAUCUACGCCCACCCCUCUCCUAAAGCCCAUCCCCACCCCAGAAACCACCCCAGGCAGCGCCCUCAUCAAAGUCACCGUCGCCCCUGUCCUAUCCUACGCCCGCGAAGUCUACAACGGCACCCGCAAGUACCCCUACACCGCGCCCAUCGUCCCAGGCACAAGCUGCAUCGGGCGCGUCGCCGCUCUAGGCCGCGACUCGACCUCCCUGAAGGUCGGGCAAUUGGUUUACGCAGACGCUACUAUCCACUCGCGGGAUAACCCCGAUGAUAUAAUUCUGCAUGGCCUUACGGCGGGGGCGUCGACCGGGAGCAAGAAGUUGAUGGAGGAGGUGUGGCGUGAUGGGACGUAUGGGGAGUAUACGCUUGUGCCGCUGGAGAGCGUGUUUGCGCUGGACGAGAAGCGCAUGAAGGAGCUGGGGUAUGGCGAGGAGGAGCUUGCUACGAUGACGAAGUAUCUGUGUGUCGGGGGGCUGCGGGAUAUCAAUCUGCAGGCUGGCGAGACGAUUGUGGUGGCGCCGGCGACGGGGGCGUUUGGCGGGGCGGCGGUCGCGUGCAGCGUGGCGAUGGGCGCGAGUGUGGUUGCCAUGGGGCGCAAUGCGGACAGCCUGGCGAGGCUGGAAGAGACGUUUCCGAGGGUCAAGACGGUGCGGAUUACGGAGAGCGUGGAGGAUGAUGUAGCUGCGUUGCAAGCUGCGGCUGGGGGGAGGGCAAUCGAUGCUGUCUUCGAGGUGUCGCCGCCGCAGGCUGCAAAGUCUACGCAUGUCAAGAGCUGCAUACUGGCUUUGAAGAGGGGCGGGAGGAUGAGUUUGAUGGGUGGGAUCCAGGAGGAUUAUCCAAUCCCGCUGAGGCAGGUUAUGCGGAAGAACUUGACGUUGAGAGGGACGUGGAUGUAUAAUCGGGAGCAGGUGCUUGCGCUAAUCAAGAUGGUGGAGACUGGGAUAUUGAAGCUCGGAAAGCAGGGCGGUAUGAGGGAUAUGACUGUUUUCGGGUUUGCCCAGUGGGAGAAGGCAUUCGAUCACGCGUCUGAUAAUGCAGGGUGGGCUACCACGGUCUUGAUGCGGCCUUGA